Rotaria sp. Silwood2 is the source of this 273-nucleotide messenger RNA. The record is from the annotation of a GenBank genome assembly. Lineage: Eukaryota; Metazoa; Rotifera; Eurotatoria; Philodinida; Philodinidae.
AUGCUUGAAGCUCAAUUAAAAUAUAUAGUCGAAAUUCUUCUUUAUAUUGAUAAGAAUAAUAUACGAUCAUUUUCAAUAAAACAAAAUGUGCAUGACGCAUAUAAUCAAUGGAUACAAUCGAAAUUAAAUAAGACAGUAUGGCAUUUAGGUGGUUGUCAUUCAUGGCAUCAAAAUGCAAAAGGUAUUGUUACAACAAUAUGGCCAGAUUUUACAUGGAUUUAUCAUUUAUUAAUGAAAAAUUUUGAUUAUCAAAAUUAUAUUUUAGAAAAAUAA